This is a messenger RNA of Raphanus sativus (radish), 1273 nucleotides long. Its product is annotated as probable membrane-associated kinase regulator 6. Lineage: Eukaryota; Viridiplantae; Streptophyta; Magnoliopsida; Brassicales; Brassicaceae. Bases 20 to 802 code for a protein of 260 amino acids. The record is from RefSeq and is a predicted model, not a curated record. The transcript has 2 exons.
UAUAUAUACACUGAAAUAUAUGUUUUCCAUUCAAACAUUUUUGGCUCAAACAAAAACCUCUGAAAAAACUGAAGAACAUAUAUAUCCUCCCACCAAACAAACAAAAAUAACCAUGGAAGAAAAUCAACAAGAAGCUUCAUCAAUGCCACUAGUUCCUAUAGACAGUUUCUCUUACAGUUGGGUAGUCAACUGUUCUUCUUUGGAAGCUUCUAUUGAUGAUCAUCAUCAAACCUACGAAGAUUCUUCUUCUUCCUUCAUAGAGAUGGACCCAAGAUUGCCUCCUUCUAGAAGAUUCUUCAUCAACAAAGCCCACGAAAGUAGCUUCAAGUUUGAUAACUUUGUCUCUUUCUCCGACGAAGAUAACUCUUUAGUUCACGCGGACGAGCUUUUCCGUGACGGCUACGUCAUGCCUUAUCUAUCAAAAGCCACGUCAGCAGCUACGGAAGAAGAAUAUGAGCAGUUGGAUGCGAAAUCGGAGAAAAAGAUGGAGACACGUGACAUUAAGAGCAAGUCCCCUUCUUCUUGUAGAAAGUUGAGAAGAGUUUCGAAAUGGGUUUUGUUGUUUUUGACGCCAUUGUGUAAAAGAUUAAGGAGAUGUAGAACCGCUGGAUCAUCCGGAGGGAUCGGUACCGACUCUAGGAUCCGUCUAACGACGUUGUCUAGAAGCAGAGUUUAUUCAGAUGAAAUGACUUCGUCGCCAAGAAUAAGUGUUGCAGAUGAUUAUUAUUGGAGAAGAUCUUGUGACUCAGAGAGCUCCAUUUACGAAGCCGUUCUUCAUUGCAAGAAAUCUUUCGAGAAAUGAGACUUAAGAAUCCAUGGAAAAGGAGCAGGUAGAGUAGAGAUGGAGAAUAUUAAGCUUAAGAAGAAUAAGCAAAUUGCAUUACACGUUACACAUGGAGUGGCGAAGAGAGAGACAGAGCAACUUGUGUUGUGUCUUUUGUUGUUUCUCUCUCUUGAAUUAAAAAGACUGAUGUGAUGAUUCCAUGUGAAUGUCUCACUGAUGUGAAUCAAGAAUUUAUCUUCUUUUUUACAUGAGUAGGCACAUAUAUAGAGCAGCUAGCAGAAUCAAGAAAAUGUUUUCAGAUUUUCUUGGCUGUUAUAGUUCCUUUUCUAUAAUUCAAUCCUAUAUGUAUCUUAUAUGUGCCUACCCAUGUUUUACUUUCUGGUCCAAUUGUGUUUUGAAUAUUCUUACUUUUUGUGAAAAAAUUGUCUUUUAUUGUUUUGUAGAUCAUAUGUGUAUGUCAUCAUAUAUAUGAUUGAACUCCUUUUCUUA